UAUCGUAUGUGUUCGUGUGUUUGUUCGGAUAUAAGAAAUCGCAUACUUUUGUGUACAUUUUGUUAUUAUUAUUGUUAUACAUUCGUAUGAUUUUUAUCGUCGGCAAUUUGUAUAUUAUGUGUGUUGUGUUGAAUUGUGACUGAAUCAUCUGAAAUUAAACAUAAAACUUGACUCGCCACGAUUUUCAAAAAUUCAGCUUAGUUUCAUUCAAGGCGACAUAAAUAACUCAGUGUGCUGCCAGCGCCGCUGCCUACGUGUGUUCCGCUGAAAUUGCAAUUUUUUAACGCAGUUUUUUUUACAAACUUGUCGCAUUUUGGCAAAGUUUUAAUUUUAAUAAUUACUAAAUUAGUAAAGAAGAAGAAAACUCUGUUAGUUACUGUGAUUAAAACGUAAUUCUUGCAUUCCGUAACUUGUUGCCAUUCAGUUUUAUGAAAACAAGCAGAAAUUAGUAAAUUCUUUUUUUUUUUUUGUUUUUUAUACUUUUUAAAAUUGUGUGCUAUUUAAAGAGUAACAAAUAAAACUACAAUAAAGAUUAGUUUAAUUAAUCUGAUUACAAAUUCUAACAAGAACCAUUUCACUGGUGUUCAGUUUCAUCGAAUAAGACUAAAGGAAUUUUUGGUGCUGUUGCCUGCCUUCAUAACGACAAAAAUAAGAAGAAGAAGAAGAGAAUAAUCAACAUGGAUGAUUUAGAUGCACUUCUUGCCGAUUUACAAAACAGCGUACCCGGACAUCAUAGUCAGCCUCAAUACUCAACUGCCAGUACUAGUACGGUGCAGCAACAGCAUAAUAAUUAUGGUGACUCCUCAGGAUAUGGCAGCCUGAGAGGCAAAGUUACCAAUCAAACACCUGUAUACCAGGAACAUUAUACCGUUACCGAAACAAGAACUUCACCUAUUGGUAAUUCUAGUUAUAAUAGUGGACCUGCAAUUACGCCCGGUAGUCAAUCUUAUCAAUAUCAAAAUCAGGGUUCAUUGCCACGUCAUGGUUAUAAUAGUGUAACAAAUGCAGCUGCACAAACGCAUAAUAAUUCUAGUUUAUCUGAAUUAGACUCAUUGCUGGAAGACCUUAGCAAUGCAAGAUACAAUAACAGUUUCGAUAAAAAAGAAACUACAGUGCCUGUUACAUAUAGUACUCCCUCAUCGAAAUAUAAUACUUUUAAUAGUUAUGCGUCUGUGGAAGAACGGCCCACAGUAGAUAGUCUAUUGAAUGAAAUGGAUAAUGCGUCUAUUUAUGCUGUACCGAAUGGUUCAUUGACGAAAUCACCAACACCUGGUCGUCAUGUUACUAUUACUGUUCGUGAGACAAAAACGGAAAAACUUACAGGACCCGAUGGACCAGUUGGUUCUAUUGAAGAGAAAAUUGUUCAACAUAAAGAUAGCUUUACGCCAAAUCAUGCUCAUGCUCCACCAAUGUAUGCUUCAUCGGCUACAAAAGAACUGGAUGAUUUAAUGGCAUCGUUGUCAGAUUUUAAGGUCAAUAACGGUUCCAAUCAUCAUCAUCAGCAAACAGUUACUGAUUACGCGAAACCCAAUAAAGGAGUGUCUCAUCUUACACAGACUAUAACUGAAACUACAACUUCUACCAUAGUAGAAGAUAACGAACCGGAUCAGUUGGAUUCUAUGCUAGGAAAUUUACAAGCCAAUAUGAGUCGUCAAGGUGUCAAUACUGUACAAAAGGGCUGCUGCAAUGCCUGUGAAAAACCCAUUGUUGGACAAGUCAUAACAGCUUUGGGCAAGACCUGGCAUCCAGAGCAUUUCACUUGCAAUCACUGCAAUCAAGAAUUGGGUACACGCAAUUUCUAUGAACGUGAUGGUUUCCCAUAUUGUGAACCAGAUUAUCAUAACUUAUUCAGCCCGCGCUGUGCUUACUGUAAUGGCGCUAUUUUGGAUAAAUGCGUAACGGCUUUGGAUAAAACUUGGCAUACGGAACAUUUCUUCUGUGCUCAAUGUGGUCAACAAUUCGGUGAAGAUGGCUUCCAUGAACGUGAUGGCAAGCCAUAUUGUCGCAAUGACUACUUUGAAAUGUUCGCACCAAAGUGCAAUGGCUGCAACCGUGCAAUCAUGGAGAAUUAUAUCUCUGCUUUGAACUCACAAUGGCAUCCAGACUGUUUUGUCUGCAGGGAUUGUCGGCAGCCCUUCCAAGGUGGUUCGUUCUUUGAUCAUGAAGGCUUGCCAUACUGUGAGACACAUUAUCAUGCUAAACGUGGUUCACUAUGUGCUGGUUGCUCCAAGCCAAUUACUGGUCGUUGCAUUACUGCUAUGUUCAAGAAAUUCCAUCCUGAGCACUUUGUUUGCGCUUUUUGUCUCAAGCAACUGAACAAAGGAACUUUCAAGGAACAAAAUGAUAAACCAUAUUGUCAUGCAUGCUUCGAAAAGAUUUUCGGUUAAAUCGAAAUAAAAUUUUCUUCUAUAUAUUUUUGCCUACAUAUAUCUCGCAACAUAAAGAAAAUAACAACAAUAAUAUAAAAAUUCAAAUACACGUGACAUCAGUAUAUACUAUAAUUACAACAAAUAUAAUUUUUAUGACAUUGUUUAA
Teleopsis dalmanni is the source of this 2535-nucleotide messenger RNA. RefSeq names its product leupaxin (gene Pax). Gene Ontology annotation, cellular component: focal adhesion; cytoplasm; cell-cell junction. NCBI's taxonomy places the organism in Eukaryota, Metazoa, Arthropoda, Insecta, Diptera, Diopsidae. The transcript has 9 exons. Gene Ontology annotation, biological process: cell-cell adhesion; cell-cell junction organization; positive regulation of integrin-mediated signaling pathway. The record is from RefSeq and is a predicted model, not a curated record. The coding region runs from base 678 to 2387 and encodes 569 amino acids.